This is a messenger RNA of Pocillopora verrucosa, 1453 nucleotides long. NCBI's taxonomy places the organism in Eukaryota, Metazoa, Cnidaria, Anthozoa, Scleractinia, Pocilloporidae. The record is from RefSeq and is a predicted model, not a curated record.
GGAAAAUGACGUUACAGAUCCUGAAUUAAAGUAACCUGGAAAGAAAUCGAAUAUGAAUAAGAAGAAGAGAAAGCAGGAACAAUUCCGGCGACUGAAAGAGGAAGAGACGAUCAGAAAGGAAAUCAGCAAAAAAAUUGAGACCGAUGAAACUUAUCAAGAGCAGAAGCAACGCGAGAAGGUGAAAUUAGCUGGAAAACAAUCACUUCCAUCUUUCGAUGUAAAAGUAGCAAUGGAAGCCUCAGGAACCAAAAAAGAGACUGGUGAGAAAAAAGUUAAACUUAAAGUCUCAACAGAAGUUAUUGAAUCGGGAGCAAGACCAAAGGAAAUAAAAAAGAACGAAAGAUCCAAAAAGACCAAAGUUAAGGAGGUAUAUGCUAAUGAUGGCAUCAGAGAAAACCCUCGAGAAAGUUGUAAAAAGUCUUCAAGCAAUCAGUCGUAUUCCUUUACGCCAGCUCAAAGAUUUAGCCCUGACUACGGCAAGAAUUUCAUCAAACAAGAGGAAUUACAAAAGAGUUUGCUGCCCCCUUCUUUAAAUAGAGUGGUUGAAGCUAAGUCCGGUAGCUCAGAUGGAGAUGAAUUUGUAGGUGCAUCGAGUGAAACAGAUCAUGGAUGGACAGCAGUUAAACCCAGGGGUCAGAAUAGAAGAUCAUCCAUCAAAACCAAAUUUCAAAGCGUCGGUCAAGAAAAUAAAGUACAGGAGUGGAGGAAACUUGAAAGUCAAUCGAAGUCUGGACGAGACUGGUCAUCUCUGCCACGAUCUACUGAAAUAUCACGAGGUUCCACACAUCCUUUCAAACGUAAUUCAGACACAUAUCAGGCAAGGAAAUCGUCAGUACACACUAAUGACACACCAAAAUCUCAGCGGCAGGGCAUGGAACAAAUUUCCCCACUGCAAAAUCUACAUUUUGAAACAAAUAAAGUAACAGGUGGUCAAAGAUUUGUCAAUGACACUUCAGUAAGAAUUGGAUCGCAAUCCACAAAGGCUUUGCCGAAUGGUGUCUUCCCUCUCUGCGCCCACUUUUUGCAAGAUAACAGAAAGGGAGCAUGUUAUAAGCAUCCAAGCCCUUGUCCCAAGUGUUCAAAGGAUUCUUAUAAACUUUUAUUUGGAGUUUGGAGAAGAACUGAAAAAGAAUGGCAGAUAAUGAGGCCCUAUCCAAAGGGUGUCAAAUUAAAAACUCCUUUUCGACUCUGUUGGCACUUCAGCAAUGGGGAGAAAUGUCCAAAGAAACCAUGCACAUUUGCACAUGGCCGGGAGGAACUAGAAUUCUGGACGUUUGCGAGAGAAUCAGAGAUUGGUACCUUUCGAAAGACUGGCACCGAUAAAAGACUUCAACAAGAGGUUGAACCUGAAGACAAUCCCAGGCCUCAGGAACUCAUUAAGGGGUCCUUGGUCUUUCGCCACACGACAGAAAAAAAGCUAAAGGCUUCUCGAAAAAGCGCAAACCCUGGGUAG